This is a messenger RNA of Jaminaea rosea, 1137 nucleotides long. RefSeq lists its product as hypothetical. Gene Ontology annotation, cellular component: small-subunit processome; nucleolus. Lineage: Eukaryota; Fungi; Basidiomycota; Exobasidiomycetes; Microstromatales. Bases 1 to 1137 code for a protein of 378 amino acids. The record is from RefSeq and is a predicted model, not a curated record. Gene Ontology annotation, molecular function: RNA binding. The transcript has 2 exons.
AUGGAGGAUGUGCAGGCAUCGCAGCCUGGACCUUCCUCCGCCCCUGACGAGGCGCCCAUCGUCAACAAGAACAAGCGCUUCAGGAAAGACAAACCCUGGGACACAGAUGACAUUGACAAGUGGGAGAUCCCCGCAUUCACUGCAGCAGACAAUGCCCAGCCCUUUGUCGAGGAAUCCAGCUUCGCCACCCUCUUCCCCAAGUAUCGCGAGUCUUACCUCAAGACCAACUGGGGAGCCGUCACCCGCGCCCUCGAGAAGCACGGAAUCGCCUGUGUCCUCGAUCUCGUCGAAGGGAGCAUGGUAGUCAAGACGACGCGUAAGACGUACGAUCCGUAUAUCCUGCUCAAGGCACGCGACCUCAUCAAGUUGCUCGCCCGCUCUGUUCCCGUGCAGGAGGCGCUGCGCAUCCUCUCCGACGAUGUGGUUUGCGACAUUGUCAAGAUAGGCAACCUCGUCCGCAACAAGGAGCGCUUUGUCAAGCGUCGCCAACGUCUCAUCGGCCCCAAUGGGUCCACGCUCAAGGCCAUCGAGCUCCUCACGGGCUGCUAUGUCCUCGUGCAAGGAAACACCGUCGCUGUCAUGGGAUCGUACAAGGGACUCAAAGACGCACGUCGCAUCGUAGAAGACUGCAUGAAGAACGUGCACCCAAUCUACCACAUCAAGGAGCUGAUGAUUAAGCGCGAGCUAGCCAAGGACCCUAAGCUCGCCGGUGAGAGCUGGGAUCGCUUCCUGCCCAAGUUCAAGAAGCGCAACGUCAAGGCCAAGAAGCCUGCCAACAACGGCGAAGGUCCCAGUGGCGCAAACGCAGUCAAGCCCACGACGGCAGCAGCGAAAAAGACGUACACUCCCUUCCCUCCGGCGCAGCAGCCUAGCAAGCUCGACUUGCAGAUGGAGAGCGGAGAGUACUGGCUCAAGCCGAGCCAAAAGCAGGCAAAGGAGCGAGAGGAGAGGGAGAGGAGACAGGAGGUCAAGCAGAGGGAGCGAGAGGAGAAGAGGAGAGAGGGAGGUGUCGCGCCCAAGGAGGAUUUGAUGGCUGAGAAGCGCGAGAGGCGUGGGGAUGAAGAUGAGGAGGCGAGGAGGAAGAGGAAAGAAGAGAAGAAGAGGAAGAGGAAAGCUGAAGCUGAGGCUGAGGCGUGA